CGCUGUGUGAGAGCGCUGCUAUCACUGCUCCCUCCACUCAGUCUGCGCUCCUCUCUUGUUGUCCACAGGCUCUCUCUUGCCGUCUCUCAGAUUUUUCUCGCCUCAUCUUUUUUUUUUUUUUCCCCCUUGCUGUCCACCUCCACCUCCACCCCUCCUGCUCCUCUUUUCUCCUUCUGUGAUUCUGCCCCACAGGGAGAGAGAUAGGAUCUGUUACACGCCGCAGCUGUUACACAUCAAGAGCUCAGACUCUUUACAGCUGCCCAUGCUGGUUGGACCAUCCCCAGUUGGUACUUGAGUGAGUGGGCGCUUGACAGACUUAGCACCUUGAAGGUGCAGGAGGUGUGACAUAGUCCCAGCCUACCACGCAUUCAUUCGUACCAGAUUAAGCUAUUGCAUGAUGCUGCAAGCAGAAGGCCUGGCACAGGCGAUUUACCAUCCCUGCCAGACUUAACAUCUUCAGACGCCUCCUCUCUGCUCGGCUAAAGUCUUCUCUGGAAGGACUGCCCAGAGUCAUCCGCAACUCUACUAACAAUAUCACCCAAAGGGAUGACUGGAGGUCACCUUGCACAGGAGUAAGAGAGGCAGCAAUGGGCUGGACUAUGACUCUGAAAGAUGACUUUGGGGUCAGCGCCUGGACACGGCACACUGGGAACUUCCUCAGCCUUUUCCUUCUCAUCUCGUCUCUCUUUUCCAUUCCAGCCCACUCGGACAUUGUACUUUCCAAAGCCCAUCAUUUUUCAUGGAAAGCAGGCUCGUGGGGUCAGUGUGUCGGGGAGGUGUGUGGCUCAGGUGGGGUUCAGACAAGGGCGAUAUGGUGUGUUCACAUGGAGGGCUGGACGACCCAUAACUCGCACUGCCAGCACGUGGAAAAACCAGAAAGCAAAAGGCAAUGCUUUAAGGUCUGCGACUGGCACCAAGAUCUUUUUGAAUGGGAGAUUUCUGACUGGGGGGCUUGUGUUCUUGUCCCUUUCUUUUCCAAUGAACUCAAGAUGAGGACUACUGAGUGCAUUACAGCACAGCAUGGCAUUCAGAGGCGCAAUAUCCACUGUGUUCGCACUUCCAAUCGAAGCACUGUCAGCAUAAGGAUAUGCGAGUUCUUCUCCCAGAAGCCACCUGUGGAGCAGGCCUGCCUCAUCCCCUGCCCUCAGGACUGUGUGGUUUCAGACUUUACUACAUGGUCGAGUUGCAGCAAAACCUGUGGUGCUGGUCUACAGCAUCGGACUAGACACGUCCUGGCCGCGCCGAUGUAUGGAGGGGCUAACUGCCCUAAUCUAACCGAGACCAGGACUUGUACUAACUCUGUUGACUGCCCUGUUGCAGAAGGGGAGUACCAGUACAGCCUUAAAGUAGGGGCCUGGAGUAAGUGCCGACUACCCCAUAACAAGGACGCCGUCUUAAAUGGAAGGACCACAGUGGACUUUGGUGUUGGCUCCAAUGAGAACAACUCUAUCACGACACAAACACUGGAUUCUCAUCACCAAUUACGUCAUCACCAGUACCACCACAACCACCAAGCUCAAGCCCAUAUACGGUACCCGAUGUCAUGGGAGCUGGAAGUGGGAUAUCAGACCCGACAUGUACGCUGUGCGAGAAGUGAUGGCAAGAAUGUUAUGCUAAGUUUAUGUACCAAGGACACCUCCCCACUGACCUUCCAGGCAUGUGUGAUGCCCAAAGACUGUCAGACCUCUGACUGGUCAUCGUGGAGUUUCUGCUCAAAGACCUGCCGAUCCACCGAUCUGUCCCCUGGGUAUCGCGUCCGGACACGGAUCAUGACACAGAUCCCACAUGGAGAAGGAAAACAAUGUCCUGCACUUGAAGAAAAGGAAGCCUGCAACAUCAUAGGAGAUUUACUUCCAAAAUGUCCCAGGUACACCUGGAGGACCACUGACUGGGGUGAAUGCCGCAUCCGACCCUUACUGGGCCAGCAGGAUCGACGGCGGGCUAACAUCAGUCUGCUGUGUGGAGGUGGAGUCCAGACCAGGAAGACCUACUGUGUUCAAGUCCCUGAUGAUUCAGCAGCACAUUACAAGAAGGAAGUGUCCAGGCCUGUGAAUGCUUGGCUGUGCGAUGGAGAUGAUCCUCCAUUGGCCGCUCAGACCUGCUCCGUUCCUUGCCAGCAUCAGUGCUUGCUGUCCCAGUGGUCGCCCUGGAGUGCCUGCCUUCAUGAAAACUGCAAAGAACCUCAAGGGAAGAAAGGUUUCAGACUAAGGAAGAGAGAGGUGUUGUGGGAGUCCAGUAAUACUCUGGGGACUUGCCCUCAUCUGAUGGAGUUCAUCCCCUGUGAGGAUCCUGCCUGCUACCUGUGGCAAACCCAACAAAAGGGAAAAUGCAUUCCCACCAACAGCUCCUGUGGUCCUGGAACCGCAGUACAGAAUGUGACCUGUGUCGACGCUGAAGGAGGUGAUGUGCCCGACGGCCACUGUGUAGAAGAGCCUCCACCCACUGAGGAGGCCUGUGAUGUUGCCUGUUCUACAGACUGUGUGGUGGGCUCCUGGUCCUCCUGGUCUUCCUGCUCACACAGCUGCGCCACAAAGACCGCAGAGGGCAAGCAGAGCCGCAGUCGCACAGUAUUAGCCAUCCCAGGAAAAGAUGGUAAAGCAUGCCCACCUGCCCCAGCCCUACAGGAAUGGCGAGUCUGCAAUGACCAUCCUUGCUCUGUGUUUUACUGGGAAGCCUCUGAAUGGGGACCCUGUACUGAGGACGCGUCUUCUAAAACCAAUGAAACUAGCUCCCGCAAUGAGACGUCCGCCUGCCCUGUUGGUGUUCAGAGCCGAAACGUCAGCUGCAUGAGGAUGAAUGCUGCUCCAGUCUUAAGUAAAAGGUGUUUAGAGUCUUCUCGCCCAGAAACUACCCGACCCUGCUUGUUUCCCUGCAAGAAGGACUGUGUGGUGACCCCCUUCAGCGAAUGGACAGCAUGUCCAGCAUCUUGUCUCCCAGAUAAUUCAACUGCUGCAAUGCAAUCUCGGUACAGAAUCAUCAUUCAGACGCCUGCUAAUGGAGGUCAAGAGUGCCCAGACACACUGUACGAAGGAAGGGAGUGUGACUCAGUUCGUGUAUGUCCGGUGUUUAGGUGGAGGAUGAACAAGUGGCACAGUUGUACCCUGGUGCCCGAUUCUGUUAGACGAGGAUUAUCGGGAUCAGGAGAAGCCUGUGGAAAUGGUUUAGAAACAAGAGGAAUCAGUUGUGUUUGGGAAGAUGGGGAGCCAGCCAACAUGACAGAGUGCCUGAAAUGGGCUGGACCCUUUCCCUCUCAGAUUAGAGAGUGCCGGGUGGCGUGCAAGGACGACUGCACUCUGACUGCUUGGUCCAAGUUUUCUGACUGCACCGGGUGUGGCGGCUCACGCACUCGCAGGCGUUCACUUGUAGGCCGCAGCAAAAAGAAGGAGCGUUGCCUGAAUGCGGAAAUGUACCCGCUGGAAGAGAACCAGACUUGUCCCUGUAAUGAGUUUUUGUCUCAGCCUUUUGGGAAUUGGUCUGCGUGCAUCCUUCCAAAUCCUCCGGUUUUUGAGUCGCUGCACGGUUGGAUGAGGCACCGAGAGGUAAAAGAGUGCGGCCAAGGUCUCCGCUACAGAGCCGUGGCCUGCGUUGACCAGCGGGGACACCUGGUUAACCCCGUGCUCUGCACAGACUCAGGCUACAUCGUGGAGGUUUGUCACAUCGCUUGCCCCCUGGACUGUAAGCUCAGUGAUUGGUCUUCUUGGUCGGCAUGCAGUUCCUCCUGUGGCAGCGGGCUGAAAAUCAGGUCCAAGUGGCUCAGGGAGAAAGCCUUUAACGGCGGACGGCCCUGCCCCAAGCUGGAUUUGAAGAACCAGGCUCAGGUAUACGAGGCUGUGCCGUGCAACAGGGAGUGCGGCCAGUACGAGUGGCGGACCGAGCCCUGGUCCAUUUGCACCAUCAACACUGUGGACGACUUGCCAGCUUGCGGAGAGGGAGUCCAGAGUCGCAAGAUCAGGUGUGUGAUGAGGGGAACAGCAAGCAGGGAGGAUGGCAGCCCAGACGACAGUAUGUGUGAUCCAGAGGAAAUGCCUCCCAGGGCCCAGGUUUGCUAUUUAGCCUGUCCUAAUGACUGCGUUGUGUCAGCCUGGGGAGCCUGGAGCAACUGCUGUCCGCAGUGCGACGCUGGCAGCGCGAGGAACAGAAGCAGACAGAUCCUCCGCCUCCCCGCCGUGGAGAACGCGGCCUGUCCAGACCUGGUCCAAUCAGAACCUUGUCUUCUCAACAGUACCUAUUUCACAUACCAGUACAGAGUCUCAGACUGGAGUACCUGCCAGCUGAGUGAAAAUGCCAUCUGUGGUCAGGGGUCGCGGUCACGUCUCCUGGACUGUGUGCAGAGUGAUGGAAAAACAGUGGCGUUGCAGAAGUGCCAACAGUUUGGCCUGAUCAACAAGUUGCAGCUGUUGGAGAGCUGCGUUGUUGACUGUCCUGUCAGCUGCAUCCUCUCUGACUGGUCGCCGUGGGCGGAUUGCUCGCACACCUGCGGUACCCAAGGUCACUCUGUCCGCACACGGAGGAUCCUUCAGGAGGCUCAGGAGGAGGGUCGUCCCUGCCCCAGCCAGCUCUCCCAGACUAAGCCGUGCUCCAUAAGGCCGUGCUAUAUGUGGCUGCUGAAUGACUGGUCUCUGUGCGCUGUGGAGGGUGCAAAAUGCGGAGAGGGGGUCCGGAGAAGAAACCUGUCGUGUGUUGUCCACUGGGGGAACUGGCACGAGUCUCCUCCCCCUCAGCCUGUAGACAGAGAGCUGUGUGGAGAUGUGCUGAGGCAGCAACUCCAGCAGGAAAUGGAGCAGCCGUGCUUCGUCCCCUGCCCAGGUGAUUGCCAUUUGACACAGUGGUCCACCUGGAGCUCCUGCCAGCUGACCUGCCUGGAAGGCCGCAGCUUUGAGUCCACGGGUCGCCAGGCGCGAUCCAGAGCUGUGAUCAUUCAAGCCAUGGAGAACCAAGGCAGCUGCCCCCAUCAGGUCUUUGAGACCCAGCCUUGUAAAGGAGGAAAGUGCCACAGCUACCAGUGGAAAACAGGGGGAUGGACAAACAAYGAGAGGCCAGUGUGGUGUCAGCGCUCAGAUGGAGUUAAUGUCACAGGGGGCUGUUUCCCACAGAAAAGGCCCACUACCCUUCGACACUGCCAUCCUCCGUGCACGAAACCCUUCUCACAUUGCACGCCGAGUGGAGUGUGUGGGUGUGAGAAGGGCUACACCGAAGUGAUGACCUCGCAUGGGUUCUUGGACUACUGCACCAGAACCCCCGGAGUGGACAACAGCAAGAAAGCCGAUGUGAAAACUAACUCUGGAAGAUUAAAACCCCGGCCGUCUCAGUCCAACGACCUCUUCAGCGAGUGGACCUUAAGGCCCGUUGGCCCAGAUGGAAGAGUAAAGCUGUGGGUUUAUGCCGUAGCCAUCGUCGGAUUCAUUGUAGUACUUUUCAUCGCCACGCUGUCAUUCCUGAUCUGCAAGCCAUCCAAAACCUCCAAAGCGUCUCCUCCACCRCAGAAGCCCUUGACUCUUGCCUAUGACGGCGAUGUGGAUAUGUGACCGGGCUGCUGUACCAGCCAGGUCACAUGACUGGCGUUGGGCAGGAUUCUGGCCUGGUUUGCAUUGUUGCCAAGCACAUACCCCGACCUGCUUGAGCCGGGUUAUGUUUGCGAUAGUAAAGCGAUUUGGUCUGCCGCUGACGGCGCCGAGUAUUGGCCGGAUCAAACAAGCGGAGCCAAAGCCAGUUGAGCCAAGACUGAGACAUGGACCUCUAGAUCCUGUUUUUCUAUAACUGCCUGCAACAUGAACACGCGGUUCAAGCACCAUUUGCAAAUGAUGAAGCAAGAAGACUUUCAGGCACUAGAGACAAAAUGAAUCCGCAAGUGAAUCCACUGUGGAGGUUUGUGAAGUGUCAGCAAUCAGAGGGACCACAUUUCAUUUUUUUUUAAUUUGUUUUGGAGAUGCUCCAGUCUGUAGUUACACAUUCUACUGAAAUGUAUUUUAAUUUUUCUCAAUAGUUUCUGAACUUUGUGAGAGGUAAUGUCACAAGCUCUUUGGAUAAACUCUUUUAUUUCUUAUUUUCAAACAAAUGAGGUGGUCUAUGCACUACGUUAGUGCUGAUUCGUUUUUUUUGUUUUUGUUUUUGAUGACUUUUCUAGUGUUUUAACYGUAAUGCAAGUUUUAAUUUAUUUAUUUUUGCUGUCUGAUUGUGUAUUGUUGAUGAUGCAAUAUGUUGUGUAUAUGUGGAAACCAAAAUCAAAGCCUGCCUCGAGUUUAAGGGCAAAUGUAAUUCGGCUAUUUCUCCGUUCUCACGUGACUC
Messenger RNA from Poecilia reticulata (guppy), 6285 nucleotides. The record is from RefSeq and is a predicted model, not a curated record. NCBI's taxonomy places the organism in Eukaryota, Metazoa, Chordata, Actinopteri, Cyprinodontiformes, Poeciliidae.